AUGUUAUGUUUUAAAAUAGACCUGGAAGUAAUGAAGCCUUUAAUAGAAGAACAGAGUUCAGACACUGAUGAUGAAAAUGAAACAGAAUUACUGCCGGCAGAGAAGAAAUAUCAGCUUGAUAGUCAGGAGCCCAUUACAUUUGUCCAAACGCUCACUCACCUCCUUAAGGGGAACAUUGGGACGGGACUUCUGGGCCUCCCGCUUGCAAUGAAAAAUGCAGGCAUUCUGCUUGGACCAAUCAGUCUUUUCUUCAUUGGGAUUAUAUCAGUUCACUGCAUGCACAUUUUGGUACGAUGCAGCCAGUAUCUAUCCAUCAGAUUGAAAAUACCUUUCUUAGGGUAUAGUGACACAGUUAGCCAUGCCAUGGAGACAUGUCCCAUUAACUUAUUACAGAAACGAUCAUCUUGGGGAAGAUAUAUUGUUGACUUCUUCCUUGUGAUUACCCAGUUGGGCUUUUGUAGCGUUUAUUUUGUAUUCUUAGCUGAAAAUAUGAAACAAAUUUAUGAAGGAUAUGUUCAAACUAAAUCAGCUGCUACGAAUACCACAGGAAGCAUUGGACCCUCAGAAAAAAGGACCAUUGAUUUGAGAUUAUAUAUGUUAUGCUUCCUUCCAUUUGUAAUCCUCUUGGUUUUCAUUCGAGAUCUUAAGCAUCUGUCUGUGUUCUCGUUCCUUGCAAAUUUAGCCAUGGCUGUCAGCUUGAUCAUUAUUUAUCAGUAUGUCAUACAGGGUUUAUCUGAGCCACGGAAACUAAUUCUGGUAGCUGGAUGGAGCAGGUAUCCCCUUUUCUUUGGCACAGCUAUAUUUGCAUUUGAAGGAAUAGGAGUGGUGCUCCCCCUCCAGAAUAAGAUGAAAGAAGCCGACCGCUUCCCACUGGCACUCAACAUUGGCAUGGGAAUUGUGAUGGCCUUGUAUAUUUCAUUAGCCACCCUGGGAUAUGUACGCUUUGGGGACGAAAUCAAAGCCAGCAUCACUCUCAAUCUGCCACAAGAUCAAUGGUUGUACCAAAUGGUCAAGAUACUUUAUUCCUUUGGGAUUUUUGUGACCUAUUCGAUUCAGUUCUACGUUCCAGCCGAGAUCAUCAUUCCAGUUGUAGCAGCCAGAGUGCAGCAGAAGCUGAAGAUGAUCUCUGAGUUGAUUGUGCGAGUGCUUCUGGUCUGCUCAACCUGUGCCAUAGCGAUAUCAAUCCCCCGUCUGGAUAUCGUGAUCUCGCUGGUCGGAGCUGUAAGCAGCAGCACUUUGGCUUUGAUCAUGCCACCACUGAUUGAAAUUCUCACCUUUUACAAGGAGAAACUAAGCGCAUGGGUGAUACUCAAAGACGUUUCUAUAGCCUCCCUUGGUGUGAUCGGUUUCAUAGCUGGCACAUAUGUAAGUGUUAAAGAGAUCAUCUGUCCCACAACCUUGCUUUCUGGUAAUGCUACGGAUGGGUCAUCAAGCUGUUUCAACACUUCACACUUGGCCAGGGGUGCCAAUUAAUGUCAGAAGAUUGGGGGCCUCUUGAACUUCAAAAUAUGGAUGUGUUUGCAAACCAAAGAGGAUUGACAGAUUCCAAAUGGAAAGGUUUUGAGAGAGGGGUUCCCCCCCCCAUCUGAAUCUGUUCCUGUGGUAGAUGCAACGUAUUCAAGAUCUCUCUUCCUUUCCAUUCAAGCAUCCAUCAUGGAUUGCGAUGUAUUUAUUUGCAAAUGGGACCAGAAAUCAAAAACACUUCUUGAUAUCAUGUUUGGACAUCUCACAUUGAGAGAAUAAUUUAUGCCAACUUCUCUAUUUAAAGUUUAGUGAGCCUUUUGAGAUCUUCUUCACAUAACUUCAGAGAUUAACAAGUUUUAUGCAAAAAUAUGCAUAUUGUCUGUGUGUGUAUGUGUAAAUCCUAUUUUACGUUUUAUGGAACACAAAUCAAACGGUUCCAGGUGGGUUAUACUCCCCAGGUGGCCAAGGACUUGAGGCAGUUCCAUCGCUGCACUUUUUCCUCCAUGAGAUUAGCGCUGAUGUCGCUGAAUUAACAGCCUCUAUGGCAGGAUCUCAGGAGAGCAAGAUAAACUGAUUAUGUUAGUAAUUUCUCCUAAUGUCUGCAAAGAAAUAUGUCUUGAGACUUAGGUCUUAGUCAUGCAAAUUCUUUACAUGCUAUAAAGGGACAAAAGUGAUGCAAUCUUGACAUGAUGCAAUUUUGGAGAGGCAAUACCUUGCUUAGCACUUUGUAGCAGAGGCAAGCCACAAUUAUGGAUUGUCACAGACAGUUCCCCCCAGCGUGCAUAAGAGUAAUAUUAUAGUUCUACCAAAAGCUGUAUUUUUCUAUUUAUUUCUAACUAUAUAGAGCACUUUUAUAUUUGUAUGUUAGCACUGUUGGAUUGCAAAUGAAAAUAUUUCUGCAGAAUUCCACUUUCUAUGGAAAUCACAUGUAUAUACCCUUUAUGCUUUCAUCUGUUUUUAACAGAAACAAGUUUUGAUAAUGUGGAGAUGCCUUGAGUGAAACUGGAAUAAUUAAUGGGUUAGAUCCAAGUUUAUUCAUCUUCAGAAUAGACCAGUUGAAAGCAAUUAGACUUAAUUAUAGCCAUGAUUUCCACUUAGAAAUUUCAGUGGGUAUAUUCUAAGCAUGACAAAGUUUGGUCCUAACCCAUCAUUUUGAAUUCCAUUACAAUCCAUUGGACCUUACAUGUUAAGGGAUUCAUAACUUGGAGCUGACCUAUUCUUCCUAAACCUCUCUCACUGUCUAAUUUGCUGAGGACUUGAAUAAUAAGAAAUGUGGGUGUAUCUGCUGUUUUGCUUGCUUUAGGCCAUAAUAGUUUACCUUGAAAUUGUCAGAGAUUGUCAUUGUCUGGGUCCCUUUGUUUCCACGGAGCUUCAUAAUUCAAAGCAAGCAGAAGAGCAGGUCUUAUGAUGCGAGGGAUACAAAAAAGUAGGAAGUUCUUCUCUGUAUUAUGCACUUAUGUGCUGUUGUGGAGUUUGCAUUGCAGACCUUUUUUUACCUUUUGUGUUUUCAUUCAUCUGUAUAUCCAUGUGUCAUACAACAUUAACAUACAACAUACUGUAUGUCAUACAACUUCACACCUUAUCCUGCCUGGGAUCUGUAUUCCCUCACUAAAGUCUUGAAUUCCUUCUUGUACUUCUUUCCCAGAUAUAUUCCACCUUAGCCAGAGGCAGGGAGAAGGGGAGGAAGAAAGUGAAUGUAUAGCGACAUAAUUCUUUUCCUAAAAGUUGUGGAAAGGAUGUUAUAUUCUUGGUUUUGAUUGCUGACUUGGCGAAUCUGUGAAUUCAAGGCCUCCAGUUUUUCUUGCCUGCAAAAAACAAUGGGAGCUGUGUUCACUCUGCAGCUUUAACAGAAUGAGCCAAUGACGCUGCAGUUCUUAAAGUAAAGAGCAUAACUUUGAAUAUAUUUUUUUCUCCUGAUCCAGCAUCUGUAUUCUUCUUCCUGACUGGUUUGUGAACAAUAACUUGAGGUUACUUUUUGCUAUGCAUCAUGAUUUUUUGGCAAACAAAUUGCACUGCACCGAAAGGGGGAAAAUACAUAUUGUUGUAACAGUGUUGCUCAUAGCUGAGAGCUACACCAGAUGUGAUGAGCUGUGUUAGUGUGUUUUUAAGCUUGACUCUGCUGUAGUCAUGUAGAAAUAAGGGAGGAGGAAGAGCUCCAAUUUGCAAGCAAGAUACUUCUGAUCAGUAUCACUUGUCACCCUCUGAACGUAUAUUUCAAGUUUGCUGCAAGUGGGUAAAUGGUUGGUGUAGAGCCAUAUUCUGAACCCCAAUAUCUGACUUGGUCCUUUAACCAGAUAUCCCUCCUUUCCCACCCAUUUGGAGCAGGCAUAUCUUCCAAUUGAGGGUUCUGCAAGGAUCACAUCUCCAUUGGCUCUGAGCUUGAACAAUUGUAAAAGAAUCAUUUAACAAAUUGGUCUUGUCAGUAGAACACCAAUUCUGAUUUCUCUUCCCCUUUUGGUUUUGCCAGUACUCUGGGUCCAUUUAGAGGGUUCAGAACUGCCAAAUGCACCCAGAAGAUCCAUUAUUUGUCCCUUGACUUGUGCUUGGAAUCUUUGCCAGUAUUCUGAAGGUUGCUGGGCGGCCCUAAUUUGUGACCCACCCAAUUGACAAGGCUGACAGAAUACUAUUUAUUAUUCUCGUAAAGUCUAUUAUGUGCCUUUUGUAAGAGAAACAGAAACGGUCUUUUUCUUAAAAGUCAAGAAAAAGUCAAUGCCAUUGGGUGGCUGUUGGAUUCCUGUCCUCUGAAGUAUAUGUAAAUUCAUUCAACCUUACUAUCAAGUUCAGUUGCUCUUACCUCGCCCUCCUAGCAACUAGCCAGAUUUGUUGCUACACUUCUCCUGGGUACAAAAUUACUCUCCUUUUCCUUUCCCAACAUGUACUCAAUUGCUGUAAUUGAAGGGACAUGAAGCAGUAUAAAACCAGAUGUUUCACAUGUACAUCAAUUGCACAGUAGAUUUUUCAGUGUUUUCCUACCAUGUAGGAGCUUUUUACUUCAAGGUGGCUGAUCCAGCACAUUGGAUUAUGAGGUGAAGUAGAAUGCCUUCACCUCAGUAGCACUACUCAAAGAAUUCAAAUAGUGUUAUGGCACUAUGUAUUUUUGUGUCUAUUUAAAAAAAAAAAUUAAGGAAGCAAAUUC
Messenger RNA from Python bivittatus (Burmese python), 4600 nucleotides. NCBI's taxonomy places the organism in Eukaryota, Metazoa, Chordata, Lepidosauria, Squamata, Pythonidae. The record is from RefSeq and is a predicted model, not a curated record.